AUAGAUUUUUAAGAGUUGUAAAAAAGUGCAGAUAAUAGUCGAGUGCAUCUCCCUCAGUUCUCCUCAAAAAGGCAAGAUUGUUGCGAAAUCCUCUCAGUUCCUCGAAAAUCCAUCAUGCAGGUCGUUAUUCUCUUGGCGAUAUCCACAAUAGCACUUGGUGAUCCCCUGAGAUCAUCAUCCCCUGAAAAACCUAUCGGUUCAGGCAAUCGAAUUAUCGGCGGUAGGAAUGCAACAAUCGAGGAAGUUCCCUACCAGAUUAGUCUUCAAUUCGCCAACAGUCACAACUGCGGUGGCAGCAUCAUCUCGAAGAAUUGGGUGGUAACAGCUGGACAUUGCGUGGGUGGCUCGACAAAUUACUACUCCAUCCGGGCUGGCUCCUCCUUCAACAAUAGGAAUGGAACGAAGUACAAUGUAACGCAAAUUGUAAGACACCAAGGUUACAAUUCAACUGACGCUGGUAUUCCAGUUUACGAUAUUGCACUGGUCCGGGUGUCUCCAGCCUUUGUCUUCAGCAAGACUCAGCGAGCAGUGAAGCUCUUUGGUCUUGGUGAGACAGCUCGUACCAACGCCACCAGCACCAUCAGCGGUUGGGGUAGAACUGAGAAUGGAACGGCUGAGGUUCUGCAAGUUGUCACGAUCCCCAUAGUCUCCAAGACAGCUUGUGAUAAGAGCUAUCAGGCAUGGGGUGGCAUUCCUGAUGGACAAAUUUGCGCUGCUUAUCCACAGGGAGGAAAAGACUCCUGCCAAGGUGACUCCGGUGGUCCGCUGACGAUUGGUGGACGUCUCGCUGGUAUUGUCUCAUGGGGCUAUGGAUGCGCUGUUCCAGGAAAUCCUGGGGUUUAUACGGAAGUCGCUGCCUAUCGCUUCUGGAUCAAGUCUAUCAGUGGAGUUUAAUGAAUUAUAGUUGACUUCUUGUUGGAUGUAACUGUCCAGGUGAAAUACAAGGAAAUGUAUGACAAA
Molecule: messenger RNA, 960 nt
Organism: Diachasmimorpha longicaudata
Lineage: Eukaryota; Metazoa; Arthropoda; Insecta; Hymenoptera; Braconidae
Product: trypsin-1-like
Exons: 2
Coding region: 115-894 (259 amino acids)
Biological process (GO): proteolysis
Molecular function (GO): serine-type endopeptidase activity
Source: RefSeq, a predicted model, not a curated record